This is a messenger RNA of Phycodurus eques (leafy seadragon), 9899 nucleotides long. RefSeq names its product ubiquitin specific peptidase 9 (gene usp9). The transcript has 47 exons. Gene Ontology annotation, biological process: protein deubiquitination; cell migration. NCBI's taxonomy places the organism in Eukaryota, Metazoa, Chordata, Actinopteri, Syngnathiformes, Syngnathidae. The record is from RefSeq and is a predicted model, not a curated record. Gene Ontology annotation, cellular component: nucleus; cytosol. Gene Ontology annotation, molecular function: cysteine-type endopeptidase activity; cysteine-type deubiquitinase activity. Bases 631 to 8400 code for a protein of 2589 amino acids.
UCCGGACCGAAGAGCAGUUAAAUGCACUUUCCGUUCAGAUGGUUUGUUGACUGGGCUGCUCCGCAAUCUCUCCUUACAGACGAGGGCCGACGCUUUUGGACUUGGACUUACUCGUGUGGCCUAUUUAAAAACGGAGCGCCGCUGGCCUCGUAGCCGACUGCGCUUCCGCCAUGUUGAAGUGAUUCAAGUUGUGUGUGAGUGAGGGCUGCUGCUGGGACCCAAGUGACAAGCCCCAGAAAUCGGUCGGGAGUCAGGGGGCUGUGACUGCGCCGGUGACGCAGGGAAAAACACCCAGAAGCAAGAGGGGGGGAAACGUCGGAAUUAGAGAGGUCUCUGGCAGCGGGUCGGUGUGUCCUGCGAAAAGCCGUCACCGAUUCCAGGCCACGUUUAUAUAAUAUACGACGACACCGCCGCUCAAGGCUGGACGUAGCCGGUGAAUAGAGGCGAAGUCCUAUCAAAUUCCUGGUUAUGCAAUGGUCUCAGCGGCACAUCCAGAUCUCCAGGUGCUUGUGUCCUCUCGCGUGUUCGGCCUCUCUUCGCUCCGCUCCACGGCUGAGGUGGCUCUGAUUUCCCUUCUGGUCAGCGCUGCAUAAAGAGGCCAAGAUUGCCAAGAUCUGCCCCGUGGCGAGCAUGACGGCCACCACGCGUGGCUCUCCGGUGGGGGGCAAUGACAGCCAGGGCCAGGCGCCUGACGCUCAGAGCCAACCUCCAUUGCCACAGAACCAGACUUCAUCUCCUAACUCAUCUAAUGAGAACUCUCCAGUGAGCCCACCGGGCGAACACGGGCAAGGGGAUGGACCUCCCCACCUGGAGGAAGAGGAGCCCGCCUUCCCUCACACUGACCUAGCCAAGCUAGAUGACAUGAUCAACAGGCCUCGUUGGGUGGUUCCAGUUUUGCCAAAAGGAGAAUUAGAAGUCCUCUUGGAGGCUGCUAUAGAUCUCAGUAAAAAAGGACUGGAUGUGAAGUGUGAGGCGUGUCAGAGGUUUUUCCGAGAUGGUCUGACCAUCUCGUUCACGAAGAUCCUCACGGAUGAGGCAGUCAGCGGCUGGAAGUUUGAGAUUCAUCGGUGUAUCAUAAAUAACACACACCGCUUGGUGGAGCUGUGUGUGGCCAAGCUCUCUCAGGACUGGUUUCCUCUACUCGAGCUUCUGGCCAUGGCCACCAACCCUCACUGCAAGUUCCACAUCUAUAAUGGCACGCGGCCCUCUGAGACCGUCCCCGCCGGAGCGCAAUUGGCUGACGACGACCUAUUUGCCAGACCACCAGACCCACGCUCGCCUAAGGGCUGGUUGGUGGACUUAAUAAAUAAAUUUGGCACGUUAAACGGGUUUCAAAUGUUGCACGAUCGCUUCAUGAGUGGCGAAGCACUGAACGUCCAGAUCAUCGCUGCACUUAUCAAGCCUUUUGGCCAGUGUUACGAGUUCCUCACCUUGCACACAGUGAAGAAGUACUUCCUCCCCGUCAUCGAAAUGGUCCCACAGUUCCUGGAGAACCUCACCGAUGAGGAGCUUAAGAAAGAGGCCAAGAAUGAAGCCAAAAACGACGCACUGUCCAUGAUCAUCAAGUCUCUGAAGAAUCUUGCAUCCCGUGUACCAGGGCAAGAGGAGACUGUGAAGAAUUUAGAGAUUUUUAGAUUAAAAAUGAUACUUAGGUUAUUGCAAAUUUCUUCUUUUAACGGCAAAAUGAAUGCACUAAAUGAAGUCAACAAAGUGAUCUCUAGCGUGUCAUACUACACUCAUCGGCACAACCCCGAGGAGGACGAAUGGCUGACUGCAGAGCGCAUGGCGGAGUGGAUCCAGCAGAACCACAUCCUGUCCAUUGUCCUGAGAGACAGUUUACACCAGCCUCAAUAUGUCGAGAAACUGGAGAAGAUCCUUCGCUUCGUUAUCAAGGAGAAAGCUCUCACCAUGCAGGAUCUCGACAAUAUCUGGGCGGCACAGGCGGGCAAACAUGAGGCCAUUGUGAAAAAUGUCCACGACCUCCUGGCUAAGCUAGCAUGGGAUUUCUCACCUGAGCAGCUGGAUCAUCUAUUUGACUGUUUCAAGGCAAGUUGGACGAACGCCAGCAAGAAGCAGCGAGAGAAACUGCUGGAGCUUAUCCGCCGCCUAGCUGAAGAUGACAAGGACGGUGUGAUGGCCCACAAGGUUCUCAAUCUGCUGUGGAACCUGGCCCACAGUGACGACGUGCCGGUUGAUAUAAUGGAUCAAGCUCUUAGCGCUCACAUCAAAAUACUAGAUUACAGCUGCUCACAGGACAGAGACACUCAGAAGAUCCAGUGGAUUGAUCGCUUCAUAGAGGAGCUGCGAACCAAUGACAAAUGGGUGAUUCCUGCCUUGAAGCAAAUCCGAGAAAUAUGUAGCCUUUUUGGAGAAGCUCCACAGAACUUAAGUCAAACCCAGAGGAAUCCACACGUGUUUUACCGCCAUGACCUUAUCAAUCAGCUGCAAAACAACCAUGCCCUGGUCACGCUGGUGGCUGAGAACCUGUCAGCCUACAUGGAGACGAUGCGGCAGUUCUCCAAAGAAGAACAGCCAGAGUUUGACCCUCAAAUAGUCCGACCAGGAAGCCGCUACAGCCACGUCCAGGAAGUGCAGGAACGACUUAACUUCCUGAGGUUCCUUCUUAAAGAUGGCCAGCUGUGGCUCUGUGCCCCCCAGGCCAAGCAGAUCUGGAAGUGUCUGGCCGAGACUGCAGUCUUCCUCUGUGACCGCGAGGCCUGCUUCAAAUGGUACUCCAAACUGAUGGGGGACGAACCUGACCUGGACCCAGACAUCAACAAGGACUUCUUUGAGAAUAAUGUCCUGCAGCUGGACCCGUCCCUGUUGACGGAGAAUGGCAUGAAGUGCUUUGAGAGGUUCUUCAAGGCUGUCAACUGCAGGGAGGGGAAACUGGUGGCCAAACGUAGGGCCUACAUGAUGGACGACCUGGAACUCAUAGGCCUAGACUACCUGUGGAGGGUGGUAAUUCAAGGAAGUGAUGAUAUUGCCAGCAGAGCCAUAGACCUGCUGAAAGAGAUCUACACCAAUCUUGGACCAAAGUUACAAGUCAACCAGGUGGAAAUCCAUGAAGAUUUUAUCCAGUCAUGUUUUGACCGUCUGAAGGCGUCCUACGACACCCUAUGCGUUUUGGAUGGAGACAAAGAUAGCAUCAACUGUGCCCGCCAGGAGGCAAUCCGCAUGGUGAGAGUUCUCACUGUGCUCAAGGAGUACAUCAAUGAGUGUGACAGCGACUACCACGAGGAGAGGACCAUCCUGCCCAUGUCGAGGGCAUUCCGGGGAAAGCAUAUCACGUUGAUAGUGCGCUUCCCCAACCAGGGGCGCCAGGUGGACGACCUGGACAUCUGGUCGCACACCAACGACACAAUUGGCUCAGUGCGCCGCGGCAUCCUAAACCGCAUCAAAGCAAACGCCGCGCACACCAAGAUCGAACUCUUCAUCGGAGGCGAGGUGGUCGACCCCGCUGAUGAUCGAAAGCUGAUUGGACAGCUCAACUUGAAGGACAAAACACUGAUCACAGCCAAGCUAACUCAAGUGAGCGCCAACAUGCCCUCCAGCCCAGAUAGCUCUUCCGACUCCUCCACCGGAUCGCCCGGCAACCACGGCAACCAUUACGGUGAGGGGCCCAACCCUGAAGUGGAGAGCUGUCUUCCUGGUGUGAUCAUGUCGCUACACCUACGCUACAUCUCCUUCCUGUGGCAGGUGGCUGACCUGGGCUGCCAACUCAACAUGCCCCUCCUUAGAGAUGGCGCAAGAGUUCUCAUGAAACUCAUGCCACCAGAUAAUACUACUGUGGAAAACCUGCGCGCUGUGUGUUUGGACCAUGCCAAGCUCGGGGAGAACAGCCUCAGCCCUUCACUGGAUUCUCGCUUCUUUGGACCCUCCCCCUCACAAGUGCUCUACCUCAUUGAGGUUGUGUAUGCUUUACUAAUGCCAGCCAGUGCCACUCUGAGCGAGGAUGCAAGCGACUUCCAGUACAACUUCCUGAAGAGCGGUGGCUUGCCGCUCGUGUUGAGCAUGCUCACCCGGAACAACUUCCUGCCAUCGGCCGACAUGGAGACGCGGCGCGGGGCUUACCUCAACGCGCUGAAAAUAGCCAAACUCCUCCUCACCGCCGUAGGCUUUGGGCACGUGAAAGCUGUGGCGGAGGCCUGCCAGCCCAACGCUGAGGGAAACAUUCCUGUUUCCCCGAUUAAUCAGGCCACUCACGAUCAGGCUCUGGUGCUGCAGAGCGCCCUGCAAAACAUACCAAAUCCUGCCUCAGAAUGUAUGCUGCGCAAUGUAGCCAUCCGCCUGGCACAGCAGAUUUCUGAUGAGAAUUUUUUCCAGACAUCAAAGUCGAUUCCUGACAUCUGUGUGAUCCGAGCGGUACAGAAAAUAGUUUGGGCAUCAGGCUGCGGCACAGUGCAGCUCGUCUUCAGUUCUAAUGAAGACAUCAGCAAGAUAUACGAGAAGACAAAUGCAGCCAAGGAACCAGACGGCGAAGACGAGCAGGUGUGUUGUGAGGCCUUGGAAGUGAUGACAUUGUGUUUUGCCCUGAUGCCCACUGCCCUGGACACGCUCAGCAAGGAGAGGGCUUGGCAAACCUUUAUUAUAGACUUGCUGCUACACUGCCACAGCAAAUCAGUGCGUCAGAUGGCACAGGAACAGUUUUUCCUGAUGGCAACCAGGUGCUGUAUGGGCCACAGACCCCUCCUCUUCUUCAUUACCCUCCUUUUCACUGUACUGGGGACCACCGCUAAGGAGCGAGCUAAGCACGCCGGGGACUACUUCACUUUGCUCCGGCAUCUUCUGAACUAUGCCUACAACAGCAACAUCAACCUGCCAAAUGCGGAGGUGCUGCUCAACAAUGAGAUCGACUGGCUCAAAAGGAUAAGGGAUGAAGUCAAAAGGACAGGGGAGACUGGUGUGGAGGAGACUAUCCUGGAAGGCCACCUUGGUGUCACCAAGGAGCUUCUAGCCUUCCAGACUCCCGAGAAGAAGUAUUACAUUGGCUGUGAGAAGGGAGGUGCUAACCUCAUAAAGGAGCUGAUUGACGACUUCAUCUUCCCGGCGUCAAAUGUUUACCUGCAGUACAUGAAGAGCGGCGAGUUCCCCACGGAGCAGGCCAUCCCAGUGUGCAGCACCCCCGCCUCCAUCAACGCUGGCUUUGAGCUCCUGGUGGCGCUUGCUGUGGGCUGUUUGCGCAACCUCAAGCAAAUCGUUGACACGCUCACAGACAUGUACUAUUUGGGCUGCGAAACUUUGACAGAGUGGGAGUACCUUCCUCCGGUAGGCCCGCGGCCCAAUAAAGGCUUUGUGGGUCUGAAGAACGCUGGGGCCACGUGUUACAUGAACUCUGUAAUUCAGCAGCUGUACAUGAUCCCCCCCAUUCGUAACGGCAUCCUGGCCAUCGAGGGCACAGGCACCGAUGUGGAUGAUGACAUGUCGGGCGAUGAGAAGCAGGAGAAUGAGACAAACGUGGAUCCUCGUGAUGAGGUGUUCAACUAUCACCACCAGUUUGACGAUAAGCCUGCUAGUAAAGCAGAAGACAGAAAGGAGUACAACAUCGGGGUAUUGCGUCACCUGCAGGUCAUCUUUGGCCAUCUCGCUGCAUCCAGACUUCAGUACUAUGUCCCGAGGGGCUUCUGGAAACAAUUCAGGUUAUGGGGUGAGCCAGUGAAUCUAAGAGAGCAACAUGACGCUUUAGAGUUUUUCAAUUCUUUGGUGGAUAGUCUGGAUGAAGCAUUGAAGGCCUUGGGUCAUCCUGCUAUGCUCAGCAAGGUUCUAGGAGGCUCAUUUGCAGACCAGAAGAUCUGUCAGGGAUGCCCUCACAGAUACGAGUGUGAGGAGUCAUUCACAACACUUAAUGUGGACAUCAGAAACCACCAGAAUCUUUUGGACUCAAUGGAGCAGUACGUCAAAGGAGAUCUACUGGAGGGAGCCAACGCAUACCACUGUGAGAAGUGUAACAAGAAGGUGGACACUGUCAAGCGUCUCCUGAUCAAGAAGCUGCCGCCGGUCCUCGCCAUCCAACUGAAACGCUUUGAUUACGAUUGGGAGCGGGAAUGUGCCAUCAAAUUCAACGACUACUUUGAAUUCCCGAGGGAAUUGGACAUGGAGCCGUACACGGUAGCCGGCGUGGCCAAGAUUGAGGGUGACGACGUCAACCCGGAGAACCAAGUGAUCCAGCAGAACGAGCCCUCGGAGCCCACGCCCGUGGGCAGCUCCAAGUACCGUUUGGUGGGGGUGCUCGUCCACUCGGGCCAGGCCAGCGGCGGACAUUACUACUCGUACAUCAUCCAAAGGAAUGGCGGCGAUGGGGAGAAAAACCGCUGGUAUAAGUUCGACGAUGGCGACGUGACGGAGUGCAAGAUGGACGAUGAGGAGGAGAUGAAGAACCAGUGCUUCGGUGGUGAAUACAUGGGCGAAGUGUUUGAUCACAUGAUGAAAAGGAUGUCAUACCGCAGACAAAAACGCUGGUGGAACGCCUACAUCCUUUUCUACGAACGUAUGGACUCGCUAGACAAGGACAGCGAGCUUGUCAAAUACAUCUCAGAGUUGACCAUCUCCACCGCCAAGCCGCAUCAGGUCAAGAUGCCUGGUGUCAUUGAGUGCAGCGUCCGCAAGCAGAACGUCCAGUUUAUGCAUAACCGAAUGCAAUACAGCCUGGAAUAUUUCCAGUUCAUUAAGAAACUUCUGACCUGUAACAGUGUCUAUUUAAACCCUCCUCCAGGACAAGACCAUCUUCUGCCCGAGGCAGAGGACAUUGCUAUGAUAAGUGCUCAGCUGGCUGCUCGCUUCCUCUUUAGCACAGGCUUCCACACCAAGAAAGUAGUCAGGGGUCCUGCCAGUGAUUGGUAUGACGCUCUCUGCAUCCUGCUGAGACACAGUAAGAAUGUACGCUACUGGUUUGCACACAACAUCCUGUUUGCUUACCCCAACCGCUUCUCCGAGUACCUACUGGAGUGCCCGAGCGCCGAGGUGCGCGGCGCCUUUGCCAAGCUCAUAGUCUUCAUCGCUCACUUCUCACUGCAAGACGGCCCUUGCCCCUCCCCCACUGCUUCGCCUGGAACCUCCGCUCAGGGCUGUGAUAACCUCAGUCUAAGUGACCACCUUUUAAGAGCUGUCCACAACUUGAUCAGACGAGAGGUUUCUGAACAUGGCCGUCACCUGCAGCAGUACUUCAACCUCUUUGUCAUGUACGCCAAUCUGGGCCUGGCAGAGAAGACCCAGCUGCUGAAGCUGAAUGUGCCCGCCACCUUCAUGCUAGUCGCUCUGGACGAAGGUCCCGGCCCCCCCAUCAAGUACCAGUACGCCGAACUGGGCAAGCUCUACACGGUGGUCUCCCAACUGGUCCGCUGCUGUGACGUGUCCUCACGCAUGCAGUCCUCCAUCAACGGUAACCCCCCUCUGCCUAACCCCUAUGGGGACACCAACCUGACAGCCCCGGUAAUGCUGAUACAGCAGAUGGUGGCUGAGAUUCUGUUUGUGAGGACCAGCUACGUGAAGAAGAUCAUCGAGGACUGCAGCAACUCUGAGGAGACUGUGAAGCUGCUCCGCUUCAGCUGCUGGGAGAACCCUCAGUUUUCCUCCACUGUGCUCAGUGAGCUACUGUGGCAGGUGUCAUACUCUUACAACUAUGAGUUGAGGCCUCACUUGGACUUGCUGCUCCAGAUCCUUCUCAUUGAGGACUCGUGGCAGACACACAGGAUCCAUAAUGUGCUGAAGGGAAUUCCUGAUGACAGGGAUGGUCUCUUUGAUACCAUCCAGCGUUCCAAGAACCACUAUCAGAAACGGGCCUACCAGUGCAUCAAGUGCAUGGUGGCCCUCUUCAGCAACUGCUCUGUGGCUUACCAGAUCCUCCAGAGUAACGGGGACUUGAAACGGAAGUGGACGUGGGCUGUGGAGUGGCUGGGCGACGAACUGGAGAGGAGGCCGUACUCCGGCAAUCCUCAGUACACCUAUAACAACUGGUCGCCUCCGGUCCAGAGUAACGAAACGUCUAACGGCUACUUCCUGGAGCGCUCGCACAGCGCACGCAUGACCCUCGCCAAGGCCUGUGAGCUUUGUCCUGAAGAGCUCAAGUGUACUCAGGGAAGCCCAGGGAAGGAGCCGGAUGAACAGGAAGCCCCUGACGAUCAAGACUCGUCCCCGCCCGAGGACACCUCUUUGUACCCGCAUUCUCCUGGAACCGCACAGUUCCAGCAGAACAACCACCCUCACGGGCAGCCGUACACCGGCCCCGCCGCGCAGCACAUGAACAACCCUCAGCGCCCCGGCCCCGCCUCUGCGCCGACCCCGGGCCCCGCGCAGGCCCCGGCCGCCGGCCCCGUCCCCGGCCCCGGCCCCGGCCCCAGAGCACAAGAGAACUGGGAGAGCGCGGAGGAGCCCGCCCCGGCCCCCGCCCCGCCUAAGGAGUAACACCGCCCUGCCCCGAAGCCCCCUUUGCCGCCGCCUCCCUCCUCUGCUGUGCCUGGAGCCUCUGUGGUCCCGCUCCCCUUCCUCCUCCUCUGCUCUCUCUUUGGUUCUCCCAGCGGGGGGCACCGCAGGAGCGGAGGGAGUGGAUUUAAGAGUUCUAAAUAAAGAAAAAAACUAUUAACCCAGGGCUGGCGAUGAUGAUGAAAGUUGUACAUAAUAUUGUUCGUGUUGGUGACUGUUGGAUCGCCCGGUAGCAUCACUUGCUGUGCUUCGCUGUUGGGACAAAAAUGGAUACGGGGAGAAUGGGGGGGGGGGGGGGGGGGGGGGGGGCCAUGGUCAUCGGCCACGUUCCGCGGUAAGAGUUUGUUCCAGAUGGGGGACGAUUCAAAGGUCAUUCAACUGUAGAUGACGAAGGACGCGUUUAUCUUCACCAUUUUGUUGUUGUUCUUGGUUAGCUCCCUGGGUGUCGAGUUUGUUUGGCCGUCAGGUGAACUUUGCCGCUGUUUGACGUGAAAAUACAGGAAUGCAACAUUUGGCCGGAGAAUCAUUGCCUUUUUAUGUUUUUCUUUUUUAUUUUGUUUUCAGUCAAUAUGCUGUAACAUUUAGCAUGGCUUCUCACCACAUUUGUGUCAUCCAAGGGAAGACGUUCAUGACAACCUGAAGCUGUUCUUACUCCACAUCUCCACAGGGGGGCGCUACUCCUUUUUUUUGUCCCCAUCUACAGCAAGGGCAAUAUUUUUGAACCAAUGUAUGACUAAGUGGCUUUCAAUUGCACAUAUAAUCCUUCACAUUUGGCAGUGGAGUUUCGCAGGUGGGACAGCUUACAUUUAAUCACCCCCCCCCCCCCCCCCCGGAAAAAAAAAAAAAACAUGCUACACUUGCUGCACCGCCGACCAUCUUUGUGGUUUAUCAUAGGAUGCGUGGUUUAGCUUCCGUCGAGCGCCCCCAAGUUUUGAGACCCGCUUCCCAUUCACUCGCCAUCUCGCUUGGUGGCCACAAGGGGGCGCCACGGCGCGCGGUGUUUAGGAAUAGCUGGUUAGUCCCAUUGCAACUAACUUGUGAUUCUGUAGUAAAAGGUAAACAUCAGUAAAUACUGUAUUUAAUUGGUAACUUGAAUACGUUUUUUUCCCGUUUUUUUUUUUUGUCUAAAACAUACCAAAUACUCCUGCAAAUGAAAAUAUUCUGCCCACCGUAUUAUAUUUAAAUAUUUUGCUCUUAUUUUAUAGAAUUUAUUUUGUUGUAUUUCACUAAAAAAAAUAGAAUUUGGUUUAAAAGGAACAUUUUUGUCCUUUUGUUAUUUUUAAAGAAGAUAUUGACUGUACAGAGUUCUAAUCUGCGCCCUGUUUUUUGCCGACUUUUGUUUUGGCCAUGGUGUGACGUUGAAUUCUGGAGCUACAGUCGCGAUGUGGACUUUCACUUUGUGAGGUUUUUUUUUGUGCACAGAAAUAUAACAAAACAAAAAAAAGCAUUGCGCCCUUAGCAAAUAAAGAACUUGGAAUCUU